GCAAUCAACCUGGAGCGAAGCAUGUUUGUGCUAUCUCCCCUGCCGGGAGCAUAAGUCUCCGACGAGGACAGAGGCACCAGCCGGCCAAUGCCGACGUCUACCGCCGCGUCCUGCGUCAACUCGCCGUUGACGCUGGCCAUCCGCGCCGCCGCCGACCAGGGCCGCCCUCGCCGGGCGAUCGCGCUCUACGUCUCGUCCUUCCGCUCCGACGCCGCCGCCCACCGCUCCUGCCCCUUCGCCCUCGCCGCCGUCCUCAAGUCCGUAUCCCGCCUUCCCGCCCACGCCUUGGCCGCCGCCUCCUUCCACGCCCACCUCCUCCGCCUCGGCCUCCUGGCGCACCCGUACCCGCACGCCGCGCUCGCCCACCUCUACUCCCGCGACCACCCGGACGCCGCGCGCAGCCUGCUCGACGAAACGCCUCCCGCGGGGGCACGGUCGGCGCACUCCCUCCUCGUCUCCCGCAACUCGCUCCUCGCCUCCCUCCUCCGCUCCGGUGACCUCCCCGCCGCGCGCGCUCUGUUUGACCAGAUGCCCGUAAGGGACGUCGUGUCCUGGAACUCCAUGGUUGCUGGCCUCGCCAAGGCCGGCCGGCUCGACUGCGCCAUCGAGCUCUUCCACCAGAUGCCCGAGCGGAACGCCGCGUCCUGGAACGCUGUCAUGUGCGGGCUCAUCGCCCAUGGCCACCUUGCCCGAGCGAGGGAGUGGUUCGAGCAGAUGCCCGUCAGGAGCAAUGUCUCCUGGAUCACGAUGAUCUCCGGGUAUGCCAAGGCUGGUGACGUCCAAGCUGCUGCCAGCCUGUUCGAACGGAUGGAGAACCAGAACGACCUUUAUGCGUGGAACGCGAUGAUUGCGUGCUACGGGCAGAAUGGUUGCGCACGGGAGGCUAUUUCUGUUUUCAUCCGGAUGCUCAAGCCUCAUAUCUGUGUGCUGCCCAAUGAGAAGACUUUUUCGUCUGUCAUCUCGGCUUGCUCACAGCUGGGGAACCUGAGGUUUGGGCUGUGGGUCGAGAGCUUCAUGUGUUCCUUGGGAAUUGAACUCGAUGAUCACCUGCGCACCGCUCUUGUAGAUCUGUACACCAAGAGUGGCCGGAUUGAUAAUGCCUUUAAAUUGUUCAGAGGCUUGAGGACAAGGGAUGUGGUGUCUUAUAGUGCAAUGAUUGUGGGCUGUGGGAUGAAUGGCAAGUUAAGCGAAGCUAUUGGUCUGUUCAAGGAGAUGUCCGAUGCAAAGAUUGUCCCAAAUGCAGUCACCUUUGUGGGAUUGCUGUCUGCAUACAACCAUGCUGGGCUAAUGGAAGAAGCUCGAGCUUGUUUUGCUUUCAUGUCAAGCAAGUAUAAUAUUAGACCUUCCAUGGAACACUACACCAUCAUGGUAGAUCUUCUUGGGCGCAGCGGAAAGUUGGACGAGGCGUUUCAGCUGAUCAUGAAGAUGCCGAUGCAGCCACAUGCUAGUGUUUGGGGUGCUUUGCUUCUUGCUUGCCGGUUGCACACCAAUGUUGAGCUUGGGGAAAUGGUUGCUUCCAAGUGCUUUGAAUUGGCACCUGGAGAGAGUGGAUAUUACAUACUGUUGGGUAACAUAUAUGCACAAGCAAACAAAUGGGACAAGGUUAAGAGUUUAAGGAAGACAAUGAUGGAAAUGGGCUUGAGUAAGAUGCCUGGGAGUAGUUGGGUGCAGGCUGCAUAAAUUCAUUCUGUAUUGAUCUUGCUCAUUUUGAUGAAUUGGGUGCAGAUAAUGGAUUCAGUUGAUUCUGCUGGCUCCUGCUUGGGUGGCUUGAUGCAUUCAUCUUGGUACCUGAGAAAUUUUGAUCAUUUCAAAUUUUCCCCCCCUUCAGGAACUAUAUCUGGAGAAGGUAUUCACUGCAACGUCAGUAAGAUGAACCAGGAGAUUGGCAUGUCCACUUAGUUGUGCCAAAAGAGGUGCCUCACUGCCAGUAUGAGCAACAGUACUUGGCAAGUACAUCGUGAGAGUAUCUGGUUUCUACUCGUUACUGAUCUGGCUCUAAUAUUUCCAUAUCUCAAUCAAACUACAUCACAUUAGAAGUCGGAGAAGAAUUUGGAUUGGAAUUUUCUCGAUCACGUAAUGUAUUUCAUCUUCAGACGCCUCUCAGCAAUGUGUUCCUAGCGUGGUCAAGAAGAAGAAUACCAAAAUAUGUCCAAUCCCCGGCACAUCGUUCAAGCACUUCCGUCGGCUACCAAAUAGCGGCAGCUACAAGUUCUUUAUUUCGGUCCUUUUGUUGUAGUGUAUGAGGGGCAGUGAUGUUUGCUUGCCCUUGAACUAUUAUGACAAAUUUGAUCAAAUACUCUGCUACGUACUGCUACUCUGGUUCAUAAAAAGUGUCCGUCCAUUUUGUACGAAGUUUGUCAAAUUUUGUACUAAGGGGACGACACUUUUUAUGUAUCGGAGGGAGGGAGUACUUAUCUACUAAAUGUAAUUGUCCUGUGGUUGAACUUUUUCUACCCUAGGUGUAGGUAGCACUAAUCUGCGUCGUGUUCGAAACUGGAGACCUCAUGUAAGCAUGUAUGCUUGAGUGUGAGUGACUGAGCGUGAUCGUAGGAUGACUGAUGUCUACGUUGAA
Messenger RNA from Brachypodium distachyon (stiff brome), 2572 nucleotides. RefSeq names its product pentatricopeptide repeat-containing protein At4g22760. The transcript has 4 exons. Gene Ontology annotation, biological process: RNA modification. The record is from RefSeq and is a predicted model, not a curated record. Lineage: Eukaryota; Viridiplantae; Streptophyta; Magnoliopsida; Poales; Poaceae. Bases 88 to 1680 code for a protein of 530 amino acids. Gene Ontology annotation, molecular function: RNA binding; protein binding.